GACAUUUUAUCUGAUCGUUUAUAAUUAGGAAAAUAUUAAAUAAUCAUGUUUUUCCUUUUAUCUUUUAUAUAAUUUGUUGAUGGUUCUGAAAAUUUCUUUAUGACAAUUCUUGUCCAAAUAUUAAAAAAAGAAUGGAAUUUAAAUUCAAUAUAAAUCGAAUUAUUAGGUUCAUUAUACUAUAUAGGUCUUUUUUGUGGUGCAAUAGUAGCCGGUUUCGCCUGCGACUACUACGGUCGUCGCAAAACGACUCAAUUCGGUAAUUUUGUAACCUUAAUAACUGUUAUAUGGACUGCUUUUGCCUAAAACUUUAUUCAAAUGUGCAUUAUAAGGGCCUUAUAUGGUUUUGUAGUAGGCUUUACUAUUCCCAUAGGUUUAAUAAUAUCAACAGAAAUUUGCCCUAAAGAAAUACGUGGACGAACACUGAUUAUAAUCGAAAGCGCGCACCUAUUAGGGAAGUUUUAUUUAAUAUUUUUGUGUUUUAUUUUCCUAAAAAGCCUCGAAGAAGGUAAUUGGAGAGGAAUCGCAGUUUGUUAAUUAAUCCCGAUAUUUAUAAUGACAUUAGGCUGUUUAAUUUAUAUGGAAGAAAGUCCUCGAUAUUUAUUAGCCCAAAACAGACUCGAGGAAAGCAUAAAAGUGAUAAAUAAAAUCGGAAAAAUGAACCACAACUAAAACUGGGUAAAUAUAACAGAAAACGAAAUCGAAAAAUUAUAAAAUUGGUAAAUUUAAGCCUUCCAAAAUAUCAAAAAAGCCUCAUUUUUCGACCUUUUUAAAGGCUAUAAUUUAUCUAUUACAUGGAGAUUAUCAGUUGCUAACUCAAACACUUAGUUUCUAGUAGCAGGCUGUUCUUUUAUUAUUCCUUUUAUUUUCCAUAGCGAAGGAUUUGGCCUUAUAGACUUCUUUUAUGCUACUUUAGGUGAAAUCCCGGCUUCUUUUGUAGUUUAUGCUCUAAUAGAUACUUAAAAAGUCGGAAGACUAAAAAUUAUUUAAUUAUCUUUAUUUUUAUGUUGUUUGUCAACAUUAUUUAUUUACUUUUUUUAAGAAAAAAUAUUAGUUUUUGGCCUUGCGGGUCUACUUUUUUUCUCCAGAUUUACCACUUUGGCUUCCGCACCAUUAAUUGGUGAGUCAUAUGAUACUUUAUAUAGGUCAAUGGGAUUAGGAUUUUGUGCCGCAAUGGGUAGAUCAAUUGGAAGUCUUGCUCCUUUUGUAGUUUAUGAAGUUUUCUUGUGGAAUAAAUGGAGCGUAUUUUUGAUUUUCACUGGGUGUAUUUUUGCAACUUUAAUAAUGUUUGUUAUGUACCCGGGAGAAAAAACUAAUUCUAAUUUAGAUGCAGGAUAAAUUGAUGAAAACUAAAAUAAUAUUAAAAAUAAAUGA
Messenger RNA from Ichthyophthirius multifiliis, 1371 nucleotides. Its product is annotated as major facilitator superfamily protein, putative. Gene Ontology annotation, molecular function: transmembrane transporter activity. Gene Ontology annotation, biological process: transmembrane transport. The transcript has 2 exons. The record is from RefSeq and is a predicted model, not a curated record. Gene Ontology annotation, cellular component: membrane. NCBI's taxonomy places the organism in Eukaryota, Ciliophora, Oligohymenophorea, Hymenostomatida.